Thalassophryne amazonica is the source of this 1734-nucleotide messenger RNA. RefSeq names its product bone morphogenetic protein 10-like. Gene Ontology annotation, biological process: BMP signaling pathway; SMAD protein signal transduction. NCBI's taxonomy places the organism in Eukaryota, Metazoa, Chordata, Actinopteri, Batrachoidiformes, Batrachoididae. Bases 178 to 1512 code for a protein of 444 amino acids. The transcript has 2 exons. Gene Ontology annotation, molecular function: growth factor activity; cytokine activity. Gene Ontology annotation, cellular component: extracellular region. The record is from RefSeq and is a predicted model, not a curated record.
AAACCACAAGAUCAACAAGGGCAAAGCUGUUUGUUCUUUGCCUCCAUCAACAACCUGUUCUCCUUUAAUGAGAGAAUCACCUCUGGAUACCUCGAGGCGUUCACAGGUGUCCCAUACUAAGGAGGCGUCACAUUUCAUCUGAUCACUCUGUGGAUCUAAACCGGCUCAAAUUUAGCGAUGAUCGUUUCAUUAUUCUCCAGCUCUCUGAGUGUCCUGCUGCUGACGUUGACUGCUCUGAGUGCAGGCAGUCCCAUCAGGUCUCCUGAGAGCCAGCACACGGCAUCGGCCCCCGGGGAUAUCGGUGAUAAUCCGCCACUUGGUGUUCAGGAUUUUCUGAGCCAGUUUCUGUCCACACUGAAUCUGACAGAUCUGAGGCCCCAGCCCAGGCCCGCGGCCACCUCACCGGACCCACCAGAGUACAUGCUGGAGCUGUACAACCAGUUUGCCAGGGACUACACUGCCGUCACUUCAGCCAGCAUCAUCCGCAGUUUCAAGAACCAAGAUUCUUCCCCUUACAGUGUAACAGUCCGGGGUGUCAAGAUCCACCCUUUACUCUUCAACAUCUCCACCCCCCACCAUGAACACAUAACAGUUGCUGAGCUUCGCCUUUUCACUCUGGUCCAGAAGGCCCAAAGACCAAAUACUGGUCUCAACUGCAAGGUGACCGUCUACAAAAUACGAGAGGAUGUGGUGUGGACCAAAGAGGUGGGCAAAGAAGGGAGAAGGAGGGAUAAAGAGGAAGUGGUGGAGAUGAAGGACUUGGAGAAAGUGGUGACAAAGCACAUUCAUGCCAGGGAUAACUCCUGGGUGUCAUUUGACCUGACGCAUGUCGUUACACUCUGGCAGAAAUCGCCGACCACAAGUCACAGACUGGAGGUUCAUAUUGCAAAUUCUGGGUCAGAGGAUGGGGUCACAGCAGAGGACGUAGACCUGAUUGGUAUCGUCAGAAGGUCGGAGGAAAGCCACAACGCAGUGAUGAUUGUAUUCUCGGAUGAUCAGAGCAGGGAACACAAACAGGAUAAGCAGGAGCUCAGUCACAUGAUCGGGCAUGAGAGUGACCUUUAUGGAAGCAUGGGGCGGAAUCAGCCCGCUCUGAUGGGGCGUGCUAAUCUCCACAGCGACCAUGCAAAACACGAUGACCUGCAGUCCAACAUUAUCUAUGAGACGCCACCCCGAAUCCGUCGCAAUGCCAAAAGCGAGCCGUGCAAGAGGACGUCGCUCUUUGUGAAUUUUAAAGACAUCGGCUGGGACUCGUGGAUCAUCCAGCCGGAGGGCUACGAGGCGUACAGGUGUAAAGGCGUGUGCAACCCACCUAUGACCUCUGAGGUCUCACCUACCAAACACGCCAUAGUCCAGACUCUGCUAAGCGUAAAGAAUCCGGAGGGAGCGUCACGUGCCUGCUGCGUGCCCACAAAGCUGGAGCCUAUCUCACUCCUUUACUAUGACAGUGAGGUUGUCACUUUCAACCACAAGUACGAGGGGAUGGUGGUGGCAGAGUGUGGAUGCAGAUAGUCCUGAAACGGAUCUUAUAGCACGCAGCAGCAGACUGUGCACUGAGGGACACUGAAAAAUAACUUAGACUUAAGCAGUAUUAUGCAAUACUCUCUCUCUCUCUCUCUCUCUCUCUCUCUCUCUCUCUCUCUUUCUAUCUACCUAUCUAUCUCCAAAUCAGAAAACCUUGGUACAACAUGGAAAAUGGAUAAAACCAAACUAAGACAAGAAAAAAAGAAGAGA